CGUUUUUUGGAUAUUAAAAAAUCGAAUCAUGUAUGUGGGAUAUCUUUUGGAUAAAGAGAGCAGCAUGUACCACCAAGGACCUGUACGUCGUUCCAGCAUCAAUUUACCACCACAGAACUUCGUUUCAACACCUCAAUAUUCUGAUUUUACUGGAUAUCAUCAUGUGCCCAACAUGGACACGCACCAUCAAUCUACGGGGGCAUGGGGAGCUCCUUAUGGUGCACCAAGGGAGGACUGGGGUGCCUAUAGUCUGGGACCCCCUAAUACUAUAUCGGCACCCAUGAGCAAUUCUUCCACGGGACAAGUUUCCUAUUGCUCAACUGAUUACAAUCCCAUGCACGCUCCAGGAUCUGCUGUAUUACCUCCACCUACAGAAAAUAUAUCCGCGGCCCAGCUUUCUCCAGACAGAGAAAAGCGCAAUUCCUAUCAGUGGAUGAGCAAAACUGUCCAGUCGUCUUCAACAGGCAAAACAAGAACAAAAGAGAAAUAUCGGGUGGUGUACACCGAUCAUCAGAGGCUUGAAUUGGAGAAGGAAUUCCAUUUUAACCGUUACAUCACCAUCAGACGAAAGGCAGAGCUGGCGGUGAGCCUCGGACUUUCAGAGCGACAGGUGAAGAUCUGGUUCCAAAAUCGCAGAGCCAAGGAGCGAAAGUUAAUCAAAAAGAAAAUGGGCCAAUCUGACGGCAGCGGAGGGUCUGUACAUAGUGACCCAGGUUCGGUGAGCCCUCUACCUGUGCCUGGGUCUCUGAGUCCGUCGGAUAUACAUGGUGCACUCUAUCCACCAACAGGCAUGAACACCUUACCAUCGAUGAGGAACAUACAACAAGUUACUGUUACACAGUAAAUUCGAACUUGGGAUCAUCCAAUUUAAUCGAGCACUCCGCACGCUGAAAGGACAGUGCGCAUG
Alosa sapidissima (American shad) is the source of this 907-nucleotide messenger RNA. RefSeq names its product caudal type homeobox 4 (gene cdx4). Gene Ontology annotation, molecular function: DNA-binding transcription factor activity, RNA polymerase II-specific; RNA polymerase II transcription regulatory region sequence-specific DNA binding. The record is from RefSeq and is a predicted model, not a curated record. Bases 29 to 844 code for a protein of 271 amino acids. Gene Ontology annotation, biological process: embryo development; anterior/posterior axis specification; regulation of transcription by RNA polymerase II. The transcript has 3 exons. Gene Ontology annotation, cellular component: nucleus. NCBI's taxonomy places the organism in Eukaryota, Metazoa, Chordata, Actinopteri, Clupeiformes, Clupeidae.